This is a messenger RNA of Oppia nitens, 397 nucleotides long. Its product is annotated as neuropeptide-like protein 29. The transcript has 2 exons. Lineage: Eukaryota; Metazoa; Arthropoda; Arachnida; Sarcoptiformes; Oppiidae. The coding region runs from base 60 to 290 and encodes 76 amino acids. The record is from RefSeq and is a predicted model, not a curated record.
CAUUAGAUUUUAUUUAUUUGAUUGUUAUUAACAAACAAACAAAAAUAAUACCUCAAAAAAUGAAUACAAAAUUGUUUGCCUUAUUUGCCAUUUGUUUGGUGAUGGCUAUGGUUGCCCUACCCAUGGCCAGUGCCCAGUUCGGUUAUGGACGAGGAUUUGGCGGCGGUUACGGUAGAGGUUUUGGCGGCGGUUACGGACGCGGGUUUGGUGGCGGUUAUGGUCGCGGAUUUGGCGGCGGUUAUGGUCGCGGUUUUGGCGGCGGCUACGGACGCGGAGGUUUCUACGGUUAGACACAACAAACAAAUUUUUUUUUAUUUAAAAAAACAGAUUUGGAUGAAAACACCUGGAUCAUUUAAUUUUAUUUUUAAAAAAUAAAUUAAUUUUAUGUUAUAAUAAA